Molecule: messenger RNA, 4877 nt
Organism: Podarcis raffonei (Aeolian wall lizard)
Lineage: Eukaryota; Metazoa; Chordata; Lepidosauria; Squamata; Lacertidae
Gene: P2RY1
Product: purinergic receptor P2Y1
Exons: 2
Coding region: 431-1522 (363 amino acids)
Biological process (GO): platelet activation; relaxation of muscle; phospholipase C-activating G protein-coupled receptor signaling pathway
Cellular component (GO): plasma membrane
Molecular function (GO): G protein-coupled ATP receptor activity; G protein-coupled ADP receptor activity; A1 adenosine receptor binding
Source: RefSeq, a predicted model, not a curated record
AAGCGAGCGGCGCUGGGCAGGGCUUCGGGGGGCGGGAGCCGGGGAGCCUCUCCCGCCUGCGACGCUUCCUCGGGGAGGCUGCUUCUCCGCCGCUGCUGCCGCCAGUGCUCCCGCCUCCUCGGCUCCCUCGCCAGCCAGAAGCGCGCACUUUGCCCCGGCUGUGCGUGUGCGGGAAUGUGGCGGCGAUCGCGAAGCGGAGCGCCGGACGCCGCCACCGCGCUCUGAUGGGCGCACACGCUGCGCGCUGCCUGCUCCGUCCCCUUCGCCUGCCUCGCUCGGGGGGCUGCCCGGAGGCGACCGCGCCAUGAAGAAGGAAGCGGCGGCGGCGGCGGCACCAGGGCGCAGCGGGGCCAGCUAGAUCUCCCCGGAGAAGAGACACUUGCUGAUACCAGGCCUCUAGAUCCAUCUAUGUGACUUUGCUGGAGAAACCAUGACUGAAGUCCUCCUGACCGCUGUUCUGAACGGGACUGAAAACCACUCGCUGGCUAGCAGCGGAUGGACGUCGAACAAUGUCACCAGCAAGUGCUUGCUGACCAAAACUGGUUUUCAGUUCUAUUACCUGCCUGCUGUCUACAUCAUAGUCUUCAUCACUGGAUUCCUGGGCAACAGCGUGGCAAUCUGGAUGUUUAUCUUCCACAUGAGGCCUUGGAGUGGCAUCUCGGUUUACAUGUUCAACCUGGCGCUGGCUGACUUCUUGUAUGUCCUGACUCUUCCUGCACUGAUCUUCUAUUACUUCAAUCAAACCGAUUGGAUCUUUGGGAACUUCAUGUGCAAGCUGCAGAGGUUCAUCUUCCAUGUCAACCUGUAUGGAAGCAUCUUGUUCCUCACUUGCAUCAGCGUGCACAGGUACACAGGUGUGGUCUACCCCUUGAAAUCGCUGGGGCGGCUGAAAAAAAAGAACGCCGUCUACAUCAGCACCUUGGUUUGGGGGGUUGUGGUCACUGGGAUUUCCCCCAUCUUCUUCUACUCUGGAACUGGGGAAAGGAAAGUCAAAACCAUGGCUUGCUACGACACGACGGUAGACGACUACCUACGAAGCUACUUCAUUUACAGCAUGUGCACCACAGUCUUCUUGUUUUGCAUCCCGUUCAUACUGAUCCUGGGUUGCUACGGAUUAAUCGUGAAAGCACUGAUUUACAAAGAUUUAGACAAUUCCCCGCUCAGGAGGAAAUCGAUUUACCUGGUUAUUAUAGUGUUGGCGGUAUUUGCUGUGUCUUAUCUCCCCUUUCACGUGAUGAAAAACUUGAAUCUACGAGCCAGGCUGGAUUUCCAGACUCCAGAAAUGUGUGCCUUUAACGACAGGGUUUAUGCCACUUACCAAGUGACUCGGGGGCUGGCGAGCCUCAACAGCUGCGUGGAUCCUAUUCUGUAUUUCUUGGCUGGAGACACGUUCCGAAGACGGCUGUCGAGAGCAACCAGGAAAGCUUCAAGAAGGAGCGAGCUCAACGUGCAGUCAAAAAGUGAGGAUAUGACUCUCAGCAUUUUAUCCGAGUGUAAACAGAAUGGAGACACAAGCUUGUGAAUAAUAGUUUAAUUUUCCUUUUGCAAGCAAGCACUCUCACCCCCUUUCCCUUAUCCCCACCCUUCAUUUUUAACCCAUGUAAGAAUCUAAUUUCGUGCAUUUUCAAGAAAACUUAACAAGCGGACAAUUUCUUUUGUUUCGUUUUGUUUGAAAAACAUGCCGUGUGAAGCUAGAAAAAACGUGGGGAAAGUAAGUGUCAAAUUCUUAAAAAAAAUUAAAUGGAAAACAGUAUGGGAGGUUUCCGUUCUUACCCUUUUAAUUCUGAAAGAAUAAUUUAUCUGAUAGUCUGGUACACACAACAAAUGCAGUGCAAACCCUCAGAAAAGGUGUCUCCUUGACUUAAGAGUAUGAGGAAUGCCCAUGGAAGGUGAACAUUUCUUUAAGGCUCUAGUCUAUUCUCCAGCUUCCAGUUCCCUUGCCUGUUUCUGCCUUGCUGUGGUUCUGGAAAGGGCAGUGUUUGUAGGGGACCAGCCCCAAUCAGGGGCAGACCCCCUUCCUGAAUGUAGGUCUUUUUAUUGAAAACAUCAACGACAACAAAAGCCCUUUGAUUUUCAGAAAUACCAAGGAGGCUGACGGCGUUCUACAUAGCUGAUCGAUGAGAAGUAAGCCUGGUGCUUAUUUUAUUAAAGUUGAAUUUUGUUUAAUAAUUAAGUAAGGUUGGAACAUAUUAGAUGACUUGAAUUUGUUGUUUGGUAUUGACUUCAGGUCCUCCUCCUCCUCCCUUCCUGCAUGUCCCGAUAAGCUUCCUCAUCACAGGAGUUCUGGAUGCAGACAUGUGUUCCUGGACCGCUCUCUUAAGCACUGCCGAAAGCACAAUGCAAGAAAGGCCAUGGGUUAGUAAUGGUCUGUUGGCAAUUAUUUCUUUGCGAUUCUAGCAAGUUGGUCUAGCGGAGCCAAUCGUGUUUCCCCCCCCCCCCCACUCUUGAAUCUGGGCUUGUGCAGAGGACCAUCUGGUCACGGCGCGUUCAUGGGAAACUGCUGGGCAUGGUGGCUUCCAAACUAGGACAAUCUGGUAGCGUUGACCCAUCACCAUAUGCAGGGUUCAAGUUUUCAGCAUGUGUUGGGAAACAUGGGGGAAACCGUACAGCCCCAAAUGCACUGGAAACCUAGCUCCUUUGUGUGAUGUUGGAUGUGACAGCAAGCUUGGCACAGGCUGGGCUUCUCUCGUGCAGGCUUCUGAGAUGGUUUGACCAUGGCAGCAUGGGCUUGAACCUUCUUUGAAUAGAUCUUCCCUGUUACCAUAUAGGGAGGGUUCCUCUGUACAUAGAGGAGAUGAUUACUGAAAAUGUGAUGCCCCACCUCAAUAAUAAUUAGAAGUCUGACAGAGAGUGAGAGAGAUUAGAUUGUAAGAAUUAGUGCUGUCAUGUUCUCUGAAAGGUUAACAAAUCUAUAAACAUAGUAGAUGUACAGUACCAACAGCCCCAAGGUUACACAGAACUUGCAACUCCUUCUCAGCAGUUUAGUACACAUCUAAUGGGCACAUCAGAACACUGUUAGGUUUUGGGGUUGCUGCAAAUUCUCCAAUAAUUUAACCUAUCUAGUUGGCAGUACCUGUAUUUUUGUCAACAUGAAGAAUUGCAUUUGAUUUAUUUUUAGCCCUAAUUUGGAUUUCUCCCUUUCUAACAUACAGCACUUUGCAUGACAAUAGCAGUUUUUCUGGCAUUUAAUGCUCCUUUCUUCUUCUUAGGAAAAAGAAACUGUCAUUAAUUUUCACGGGCAGGGGGCGGGGAUAGGAGUGCCUCAUCUAAAUGUAUAAAAGAUUUACAUCAGAUUCAGAAAGGCCUGGUUGAAUGAUGUCCUUCCCUACCUUUUCCCAAUGCCUGACAGUGAUCUGAGAUGGCUUCAUCACCACCCCACCCGAAAGAUUUCCACAUGUGGACAUGACAUUUGGAUUUAGGAAUUUAGGAAGCGGAGUUUGGUCAAGGUUUCAUCAAGCUCAGUGUUGUCAACACUGCUCAGCUGUGGCUCUCUAGGAUUUCAGGCAAGAUCCAAUCCUUCUUGGAAAUACUGGGGAUUGAACCCAGAAUCUUCUGCAUGCUCUACCCCUUGCCCAACACAAUCUUAUUGAAUUUUCCAUUUCCAGCUUACUUGGGUUUUUAGGGAAAUACUGUUCUCUACAGCUCUUUUCAAGCAUUCAGAAACAGGCUGCGAUAACCGUGCACUAGAAAGGAGUGCCAUGGCUAAGAGAAAGGUAGUGGGGAAGAUGACCUGAAAUAGGCCAAAAACAAUGUAUCAUGCAAGCUGCCAACUGAUGCAGGAAUCCCAGUCCCCGAUAGAUUCAAAACACAAAACAGUUUGGAUUGAAAAUAAAGCCUUAUUUGCUUCAUUUAAUCUACCAAAAUGUAUCUGGGAAAAAUGUUCUGCUGCAGCAAGCAGUGCUUUGAAUUAUUACAAAAUUCUUUCUGUAUAAAAUAAAGAGGAUACGUAAUCUCAUAAAUGGCUUGAACAAAUCCUUCCAAAAAGACUGUGGUUUACAGGAGAGGUAAAAAUAAACUAUUUACAUCUUGCUUAUUAAUUUCCAAAGGCUGAGGAUGAGCAGAAAGGGAAUUGCUCUGAAUAAUGGCAGAGUUACAAAUCAGCUUAAAUUCAUAAAUGCAAAAUCUACUGAACCUGCAAAAUCUGUUUAUUUAACUUAUUUCUCGAGGAAGGCAAUGGCAAGCAAAGAGCUAUCUCGUGCGUUCACAAUGCUCCUUGAUUCUACACUUAAACACUGAAUUGGGCAUUGUUGAGUGAAGGGAUAAUGAGAUGCAUCAUUAAGGCUGUGGUGCUGAGCUCAAUUACUUGGGAGUAAGCUCCCUUGGACCCAAUGAGGCUUACUGCUAAGUAAAUAUGCAUAGGCUUCCACUGCAACCUCUCUCAUCUUGUUUUAUAAGAAACUAUAAAUUAGAAUUGUGCAAGGCUUCUGUUCAAAUGUUGACAUGUAUGCAUGUCAAGCUCUAGCUUAACAAGCAAUCUGAAUAAAAUGUAAAAAGCCAAGAAAAUUUAGAAGCGUGGUAAAUAAGUGGCAGUCUUCUUUUUAAUUAAUUAACCUCUUGUGAUUAGCUGUUUAGAUUAAGGUUUGGGGAGAGUGUCAGGAAACAUGGAAAACCUUUCCCUGCAUCACCAAGAAACAUGUAACAUUAAACAAUUCCCUUAAACCAAAUUGAACUGAGGCAUGCCUUGCUGGGCACAGCAAUUGAAUUAAGGGUACAAUGGUGGAAUGGAUUUUUUACUCUUUGGAAUGACUUUCUUUUGCUACAUUUUUACAUUCAGCUAUCUUUCACGUACUUCUGUUUUCUGUUCAUUGUCGUGCUCCGUACAAUUAGUCAAUGGAUGUUGGGGUGUAACAUUCUUAUAAUCUGCUAAUCCUCCUCCC